This is a messenger RNA of Sinocyclocheilus rhinocerous, 2939 nucleotides long. RefSeq names its product eukaryotic translation initiation factor 4E-binding protein 2-like. Gene Ontology annotation, biological process: negative regulation of translational initiation. Gene Ontology annotation, cellular component: cytoplasm. NCBI's taxonomy places the organism in Eukaryota, Metazoa, Chordata, Actinopteri, Cypriniformes, Cyprinidae. The coding region runs from base 185 to 526 and encodes 113 amino acids. Gene Ontology annotation, molecular function: eukaryotic initiation factor 4E binding. The record is from RefSeq and is a predicted model, not a curated record. The transcript is spliced from 3 exons.
CUUCCAGCGCUCUUCGCUUCCUGCCUGGCGGAGGGAGGGGACGGUGCUGACGGCUGGGAGGACGAGCUGAACGUUAAGAAAGCCUUGGCAAAGAGAUAAGAAACGAGGGGAAAGGGCCCGAGAUUUUUGCCUUCCAUCGGGAUAACUUAUUGCUCGACUCUGAUUAGCACCCGAAGCAAGUACAAUGUCGUCCAGUCGUCAGUUUAGUGAGAGCAGGGCCAUCCCGACCAGGACGGUGCUGAUCAACGACUCAACGCAGCUACCUCACGACUAUUGCACCACUCCCGGAGGCACUUUAUUCUCCACCACCCCGGGAGGAACUCGAAUAAUCUAUGAUCGCAAGUUCCUGUUAGACCGGCGUAACUCACCCAUCGCCCAGACUCCACCAGCACACCUGCCGGUUAUCCCAGGAGUGACAAGCAAGAACGUCCUGAAUGAAAACAAGAGGAAUGAGGCUAAAAACAUCAACAAGCAUGAUGCCAAGUCAGGGCAAGGUGAAGAUGCUCAGUUUGAGAUGGACAUCUAAAGAAGAGGAACCAACUUGAAGAUUAAUUACCUGGUACCUGUGUGCCAGUGGCUUGGCUUGUAGAAACCAAUGUUGUGAGCCCUCUCCUUUAGCUCUCUCUAGCUGCUGGGUGCUGCAUAAUCAUGGGGAUAAAUGACAAAAGUUUGCCCAGUGGGGCUGCUGGAGCCCUGAAAGUUAACCUGUGAGCCUGUUGAGCUCUUUUCGUUUAGGUUUCAGGGCUUCCAUCAGCUGUACUUGCUUAAGUCACAGAGCAAGGGAAAAAAUCUGUAUUGUAAGUGCCCGGAUAUGUUACCAAUUUACUGUAAUAGACUCAUAAACAAAUCAGCCAUCAGAAAUGUACUGCUGAUUGUUCACUGUACACUGUUCCAGUUGAUACCCUUAAUGCAGUCUACUUGGUUCACAUGUAAACUGAUUUGCACUCAAGUCAGGAAAUGCAGUUAUCUGUAUGUACAUGUCCUCCCAAAUGUAAGUUUUUUGGGGGGGUUUCCAUCCAAAACAAUUACUAGAAUUUUUUUUUUAGUUUUAUUUAAAAUGGACAGCAGGAUUAUCACCACAGUUUUGAUUAAAAAAAAUGAAAGGAUUCUGUAUUCAUUCCAAAUCUUUUAUAUCAGUUAAAACAGUUGAUUUAUUUUUCAGGUAUUUGUUCAGGUCAGAAAAAUUGUUUUAUAGAAUUGGCCAAAAACAGACCACAGACCUUAAUUACUACUUUAUAUAGGAUCACGAUGCCAAACAAAUUUUCUAGUUUUAUUUAGAACUACCCCAAAAUUUGCAUUUCAGUCCAUAGCCUUCUAAUUUACUUUCGCCCUUUUAGCAGGUUCAAUUUAAGUUAAGUAAUGAUAUCUGAUCGCAAUUUUGAAUGACCAAACGUUUACUUUUGGAGAAUGUUUCUGUUCAGAUUUGUCCUGUUAACAGUGUGAUUUGUACCUACCUUUGCAUGGCGAGACACUUGAAACGUCAACAUCAGCUCCGAAUUCACACUCUCUGGUUAAAGGUAGACGUUACCAAGUACUGUUGAACUGAUCAAGGGUUUAAGAUACUUUAUAAAACGAUGACAAAAAGAGAGCUGGUCUCAGGAAGCACUUGCAUUAUAUACCUAAUAAGUACACAUCUUACGGCUCCUUUCAUGGGAGAAAUAGCACAGUGAAUAUUUAACAUUAAUAUCAGCUGUGACAUCUACUGUCACUUUCCGAUUACUACAAUCCUUAUGAACCUUGAUAAUCAAAUCAAAGGUAGGAAAGCACUGAAGUGUUGUUUUGGUCAUUUUACUAUUGUCUGUCUCACAGCCACACAAUGUGAACGAUUCUUUUAAAGAUGGAUAGUUUUGUAGUGACCAGACAUUCAUAUUUUCAUUCAGAUCAAACAUCUUGAAAACUUGAAUUGAAUCUUUCCAAUGCUCUUCUAUGCAUGUUCUUUUGAUCUGCUUCUUAGUCUAAUUUAGUUCACACAUCAGAUCAUUUAAAUGUUGUUGUUUUUUUUGGGUGGGGGAUGCCAAAUCUUGUGGAAGACGAGAAGGUUUGAUUAAUAUUGAAAGAGAAUUAAGCAAAGAGAUUAUCCAAACAAAGUGACUUAAAGAGGAUAAGACUUAUUCUCAUGACUUUAAUUGUCUCUUUCUGUGCUCCAGCCAUUCUCUGAAGCAGUUUUUUUUUCUCUCACAGUGAUCUCUUGUGCUUAGCCUCUGUAUCCAUGCCUUACUUUACUAAGCUGAGCAGCUGUCAAAUACUGUUCCCUUUCAUACCUUAAAUAGUGGAUCAGUUUCUUUCUGUUUGAUUUCUUUCCAACUCUCAAGUUGAGGAUAAGAUCAAAUAUUGCUAUGUUUUACUAGAAAACAUUAUAUUUUUGGAAACAUGUUAUUAUUUACUUUCUUACAGAGAUGGAAAGUUUUGCCAAUACAGCAGUGUAAUAUUUGUAAUGGUAAUGGAUUGGUUAAAAUAAACACGGUUUAGGUUUGACUUUGAUCGGUUGCAGUUAACUUUCUAUGAAAUAUUCAAUACUGGUGAUAUCCUUGACAAUUAGAUGCACAUUUUCAUUUCCGGUUUGAUUUAUAGACUUUUCUAAAAGUCAUGUUAAAGUAAUAAUGAUUUACAGUAAAGGGAACUUGAUAUACUGUCCUUCUGUAAUAGAUUUGUCUAAUCCCAGUUUGUUUCAACUCUGAAAUAUGGACGUUUGGUUAUUUGUUUUUUUUUUUUUUUAAAGAUCACUGCUUACUUUUUCUUCAUACUUUCCCCAGGUCUCAGAAACGUUCAGAAAUGCAUUUAGCUCUUCAAUGGGAUUUAGGAUGAAAGUUUGAUCUAAUGUGGCAGAAAUUGGAAACUGUAUUUUCUUUCUUCUUUGAGACCCUGUUCAAUUUAAUUUUUACUGGCCAAUGACAGUGGACACUGUUACAGCAAGAUCAAUAAAAGUUCCUUGAUAUCAA